This is a messenger RNA of Mauremys mutica (yellowpond turtle), 3787 nucleotides long. RefSeq names its product BCAR1 scaffold protein, Cas family member (gene BCAR1). Gene Ontology annotation, cellular component: cytoplasm; focal adhesion; plasma membrane. The transcript is spliced from 7 exons. The record is from RefSeq and is a predicted model, not a curated record. Gene Ontology annotation, biological process: cell migration; cell surface receptor protein tyrosine kinase signaling pathway. Lineage: Eukaryota; Metazoa; Chordata; Testudines; Geoemydidae. The coding region runs from base 264 to 2867 and encodes 867 amino acids. Gene Ontology annotation, molecular function: protein binding.
GCUCGGCACCGCCCCCUGCUGUCCCGGCCGCGGCCGGCGGUGGGCGGCGCUGGAGGCGGGCUGUUCCCUGGCCAGCCGGGCGCUGGCGGCCAGUCGGCCGGGGGGAGCGCUGGGGUGCAGAGUUGCCGAGCCGAGCCGGGCCGGGCCGCGCCGCCUGGGCCCGCAGGACUAUGCGCUGACGGGGCCGGGGCGGGCAGCCUGCACCGAGCGCCGGGAUCGCGGCUGUGCAGUCGGCGGGGCCCUGCUGGGGCCGCCCGAGGAAGAUGAACUACCUGAACGUGCUGGCCAAGGCGCUGUAUGACAACGUGUCCGAGUCCCCGGACGAGCUCUCCUUCCGCAAGGGUGACAUCAUGACAGUGCUAGAGCGCAACACGCAGGGCCUGGAUGGCUGGUGGCUCUGCUCGCUGCACGGGCGCCAGGGCAUUGUGCCUGGCAACCGCCUGAAGAUCCUGGUGGGCAUGUAUGACAAGAAGCAGCAGGCAGGGCCUGGCCAAGGGCAGCCGCCCUCCCACCAGCACCCGCUGCACCCCACCACCCGGCCGCCAGGGGACAGCAUCUACCUGAUCCCAGCUCCAAGCAAGGGGCAGCUGGGCCUCUACCCGGGCUCUGCGCCAGGGGCCCCCUUCCCCUCACCUCCAGCCAAGCAGCCGCUGAUGUAUCCAAAGCAGCCGCCGCCCCACACCUGCCAGGACAUCUACCAGGUGCCUCCGUCGCUGAGCCACGCCCCGGACAUCUCCACCAGUCCCCCACAGGAGAUCUACCAGGUGCCCCCAGCUGCGGGGCUGGGCCAGGACAUCUACCAGGUGCCACCGUCCUUGGACAUGAGGAGCUGGGAAGGGCCGAAGCCCCAGGGAAAGGUGGUGGUGCCCACCCGCGUGGGGCAGGUCUACGUCUACGACUCACCCAAAGGCGAGCAGGAUGAGUACGACAUCCCACGGCACCUCCUCGCCUCUGGGCCCCAGGAGAUCUACGACGUGCCCCCCGUCCGCGGUGUGCUUGCCAGCCAGUAUAGCCAGGAGGUCUACGACACCCCCCCAAUGGCAGUGAAGGGCCCCACCAGCCGGGAGCCCGGCCAGGAGAUCUACGACGUGCCGCCCAGCGUGGAGAAGGCCCUGCACCAGGCUCCCCAAACUGUGUAUGACGUCCCCCCAUCUGUGAGCAAGGACGUCCCAGACGGCCCCUCCCGAGAGGAAACCUAUGAUGUGCCCCCCGCCUUUGCCAAGUCAAAGGCGCUGGAGCUGCCCCGGCACCCGGCGGAGCUGGCCCUGCCCGAGGACGUGUACGAUGUGCCACCGGCGGCAGGGAAGGGCGCCCCUGAAGCCCCCUUCCCGCAGGAGAUCUAUGACGUGCUGCCCGGCCUGCGAAAGCCGGCGGGGCCCGCGCAGGACGUGUACGAUGUGCCCCGGGAGCUGCACGCUGGCAGCCUGGACAGCGAGGCCGAGUACAUCUAUGACGUGCCGCCGCAGGUGGACCGGGAGGCCAGGGCGGGUGAUGCCAAGCGCCUCUCAGCCUCCAGCACGGGCAGCACCCGCAGCAACAUCUCCAGCUCCUCGCUGGAUGUGGGGCCAGUCAAGGAUGCACCCAAGGAGCUGGGCCUGGACCUGGACGCGGCCAUGGAACUAUUGGCCCGGCUGCAGCACCACAUCAGCGGUUCCGUCUCCUACCUCAUGUCCUUCAUCAGCACCGGCUGGCGCAGCCCGGAGCAGCUGGAGCUCCACGCGCCCAGCCUCCGGGCGGCGGCCGAGGGCAUCAAGGGGGCACUGCGGGACCUGCUGGAGUUCGCCCGCGGGGCCGUGGGAAAUGCGGCCCAGGCCUCCGACCGCGCCCUGCAUGUCAAGCUCAGCAAGCAGCUGCAGAAGAUGGAGGACGUGUACCAGGCCCUGCUGCGGCACAGCCAGGUGCUGGAUGACUGUGGUUGGGCCCCUGGUGCCCUGGCAGCCGGCAAGCCGGGCGGCACCGACGACCUGGACCGCCUGGUGAUGUACUCACGGGGCAUCCCCGACGACACCAAGCAGCUGGCGUCCUUCCUGCACGGCAACGCCUCCCUGCUCUUCAGACGGGAUAAGCCGCCGGCGGAUGGCCCGGACGCCAGUCUGCUCCUUGCCAGCCACCCCCUUCCGGCGCCCACCGACAAGGCCAGCAGCAUCCAGUCGCGGCCCCUGCCCUCCCCACCCAAGUUCCUGGCGCAGGACUCGCCCGACGGGCCAUACGAGAACAGCGAGAGCGGCUGGAUGGAAGACUACGACUACGUGCACCUGCAGGGCAAGGAGGAGUUUGAGAAAACCCAGAAGGAGCUGCUGGAAAGAGGCAACAUCAUGCGGCAGGGCAAGGGGCAGCUGGAGCAGCAGCAGCUGAAGCAGUUUGAGCGGCUGGAGCAGGAGGUCACGCGCCCCAUCGACAACGACCUCUCCAGCUGGACGCCGCCGCAGCACUACGCCCAGGUGCGGGGCAGCAGCGCCCUGUGCCCCUCCGACCGCCAGCUGCUGCUCUUCUACCUGGAGCAGUGUGAGGCCAACCUCACCACGCUCACCAAUGCCGUGGACGCCUUCUUUACCGCCAUGGGCACCAACCAGCCACCCAAGAUCUUCGUGGCCCACAGCAAGUUCGUCAUCCUCAGCGCCCACAAGCUGGUGUUCAUCGGCGACACCCUGUCGCGCCAGGCCCGGGCGCAGGACGUGCGCCACAAGGUCACCCACUACAGCAACCUGCUGUGCGACAUGCUCAAGGAGAUCGUGGUGACCACCAAGGCCGCCGCCCUCCACUACCCAUCCCCCUCCGCUGCCAAGGACAUGGUGGAGCGGGUCAAAGACCUGGCCAGCAGCACACAGCAGUUCAGGAUGGUGCUGGGGCAGCUGGCGGCCAUGUGACGGCCUCGCCAGCACACACCGCGCUGGGAGCUACUCGGAGAGAUCAGUCUACUAUUAACGACUGCAGCAGAGCACGAGACGAGUGUAAAUGGGCUUGUAAAUAUUUAAAGAGACUCCCAUGGGGGGGUAGGGGCGGGGCACAGAACAAGCGUCAGCACUGGGCUCCUCUUCGCUCCUCCCCCUUUCCCCCCAAGAACGAGGUAGUUUUAGGCCACGCUGGCGAUUCGCUAAGGGUGCUUUGAGGUGAAAGGCUGGAGAGCCAGGACAGAGGCUGUGGCCUCGGAAAGAAGAGGUGGCCCCAGGCCCCGCGUAACGAAGCUACAGCGGCAAAUUAUUGUUGUCGGUGAUGGAUUCAGAGCGCUUUAGGCCAAUGGGCGAUAUUUAAAAACAGAACUAGAAUUUGAAUCAGAGCAAUGCAAUUAUAGCGGGCGGGAGCAAUUGAAGUGAAGUCCAGCAGUGUCAGCCGACAGUUAGGGGCGAGUGUGAUUUCCAUUGACUUUGGGGCCUGAUCUAAUUAACGAGUUCUCUCGCUGCUAAUUGACAGCCGUUUAAUUGUGCAGAACGAAUCAAUCCAAUGGUAUCGGGGUGGAGAUGAAAAGGAAACUGACAGAGUUCAAUGGGGGAAAGUACAGUCAAACUGUAAGCUGGAGGAGUGUCUGUGUGUCCAUUGCCUGGCCUGACAGACAGCCCCCGGGGCCGGCAGGAUGGACGCAGGGAGCUGUGCCUCACUGGGGCAUGUCACGGUUGGGUUUUGCUAAGAUCGGCUGUAGCAGAAAUGCGAAACGAAAUUGGUGCCUUGAAAUGUGCGGGUUCCCGGAGCUCUGGAGUACCUCACGGCCUGUAUGGAUACUCGUUGAUAUGGAGCCUGCUGGCAUGGCAGCAUAAAGGUUUGCCUAGAACCCCUCUGGCUUGUGGUUGUG